Musa acuminata subsp. malaccensis (wild Malaysian banana) is the source of this 2277-nucleotide messenger RNA. Its product is annotated as DEAD-box ATP-dependent RNA helicase 8. Gene Ontology annotation, molecular function: RNA helicase activity; mRNA binding; ATP binding. NCBI's taxonomy places the organism in Eukaryota, Viridiplantae, Streptophyta, Magnoliopsida, Zingiberales, Musaceae. Gene Ontology annotation, biological process: negative regulation of translation; P-body assembly; cytoplasmic stress granule assembly. The record is from RefSeq and is a predicted model, not a curated record. Gene Ontology annotation, cellular component: P-body; cytoplasmic stress granule.
GAACAAAAGAUCAAUUUUUGCAAGGACGGAAAAAAGCCCUCUCUCUCUCUCUCUCUCUCUCUUCUCCAAUCGCGUCCCUCCCUUCUGCCAAUUUUCUUGACGCUUCGUCCGUGUCGGAGUAAUCCCUCGAACGUUAAAGCUUCUUCCGCUGUAAAGCUGCAGACGUCCUCCCGAUCGGCUCGGAAUCGGGACUACGCUACGAUUUCUUUUGCUCUCGUUCACCGAUCGUCCCGUAGGAGAAUCGUUUUUGGUGCCUGAGAUGAACCCUCGGGGUAGAUAUCCUCCCCCCGGAAUGGGCAACGGCCGAGGGGGUAGCGCGAGCACAAACCCUGGUUUCUAUUCGAGGAACUCUCACCACCAACACCACCACCAGCAACAGCAACAGCAGUAUGUGCAGCGAAAUCCGGUGCAAGUCCAGCCGAACCAGCACUUCCAGCAGCAACAAUGGUCGAGAAGGAAUCAGUUAGGAGGCGAUUCUGGCUCUGGCGAAGUAGUGAAAUCAGUUCAACCUGAGACCUCUGACACCAGUUUACAGGAUUGGAAAGCACAGUUGAAGAUGCCACCUCCUGAUACACGCUACAAGACAGAGGAUGUGACUGCAACAAAAGGAAAUGAAUUUGAAGACUAUUUUCUAAAGCGGGAACUUCUUAUGGGGAUAUAUGAGAAGGGUUUUGAAAAGCCUUCACCUAUUCAAGAAGAAAGCAUUCCUAUAGCACUCACUGGCAGUGACAUUCUUGCCAGAGCCAAAAAUGGGACUGGGAAGACAGCUGCAUUUUGUAUUCCUGCACUUGAAAAAAUUGACCAAGAUCACAAUGCCAUUCAAGUUGUCAUAUUGGUUCCUACAAGAGAGUUAGCACUUCAGACAUCACAAGUUUGUAAGGAACUAGGAAAACAUUUGAAGAUUCAGGUUAUGGUAACCACUGGAGGAACCAGCUUGAAGGAUGAUAUUAUGCGUUUAUAUCAACCUGUCCACUUGCUUGCUGGAACACCUGGUCGAAUACUUGAUCUUGCAAAGAAAGGUGUUUGUGUUUUGAAGGAUUGUUCGAUGCUUGUUAUGGAUGAGGCUGACAAGCUUCUCUCUCCUGAGUUUCAACCAUCGAUAGAACAGCUUAUUCAGUUUCUUCCUGCCAAUAGGCAGAUUUUAAUGUUUUCGGCUACAUUCCCUGUAACGGUGAAGGAUUUUAAAGACAGAUACCUUCCAAAACCAUAUAUCAUCAAUCUAAUGGAUGAACUCACACUGAAGGGAAUAACACAAUACUAUGCUUUUGUUGAGGAAAGGCAGAAGGUUCACUGCCUUAAUACACUGUUCUCAAAGCUUCAAAUUAACCAAUCCAUUAUUUUCUGUAACUCGGUUAACCGGGUGGAGCUAUUAGCAAAGAAAAUCACUGAGCUUGGUUAUUCUUGCUUUUACAUCCAUGCUAAAAUGUUGCAAGAUCACAGGAAUCGUGUCUUCCAUGACUUCCGCAAUGGUGCAUGCAGGAAUCUUGUUUGUACAGAUCUGUUUACAAGGGGAAUCGAUAUUCAAGCUGUUAAUGUUGUCAUCAAUUUUGAUUUUCCAAAGAAUUCUGAGACAUAUCUGCACAGGGUUGGUCGUUCAGGCAGAUUUGGUCACCUUGGUUUAGCUGUCAAUCUUAUCACCUAUGAGGAUCGCUUUAACUUGUAUAGGAUUGAGCAAGAACUUGGCACAGAAAUAAAACAGAUUCCUCCGCAGAUUGAUCAGACUAUAUACUGCAGGUGAUCUGUAACAGUUACUGGUCUUACCUUUUCAUGGUGAAUGACAAGAAGACAUCCUGUAAAUCAAGACUUGUUGUCACCACGUCGAUGGUGUCUGAAUGGAUGCUAGAAUCACCUCGUAUUUUGUAGACUUAUAUGCUGAUGCCCAAUCGGUAACCUCAAAGCAUGUUAUUGACUUGGCAAGUUGUCAUGUAGGGUAUUAGAUUCUCCUCGCACCAAGGUCCCAGGUGGAGGAAGGCUUUGAAUUGUUUGUACUUUUGAUUCUUUUUUCGUCAACCAAGUACAGGUAAGGAGCUAUUUGUUGCUUUAUGUUGCCUAUCAAAUGCAUGCAGUUGGUGGAGAUUGCAAAGUAGGAUUCUUGUGCCAAGUUUUCACUUGAAUCCAGAACCUAAACCAUUACGCUGCUCAGCAUUUUAUUGGGUCUAUGCCAUACGCACUCAUUACUCCCUGCUCAUGUUUAUGAUUUGUAUUCUUAGGCUGUAUACUAUGUUUGCUAAAUAUUGAUAUUGGUGAUAAGUCGGUUGCAGCUGAUGAUUGGUAUUA